AUGGCAUUUGCUCUGUUCGGUUCUUGCGCGCCAGGAGGAGCCCUGAUAGGAUAUGCUUUUGCGGCCAUGUUCGCCGAACUGGCCUGGUGGCCGUGGGCUUUCUUCUCGUUUGGAAUCGCUCUCUUCUGCAUUGCGUUGGCGGCUCAGCUUGCGAUCCCUGAUCCUCAAGAUGAGAAGCCUGGCCUCAAAGGAAAGGACUUGAUGGGAGCUAUAUGGGAGUUGGACUUGCUGGGGGCUGUCAUCGGUAUCACGGCAUUGAUCUUGUUCAACUUUGCUUGGAAUCAAGCUCCACUAGGUGGAGUUGGCUGGAGCUCUCCAUAUAUCAUUGUCUGCCUGAUACUGGGUUUACUUCUGGCACCGCUCUUCUUCUGGAUUGAGACUAGAGUCGCUCGUAAUCCUCUUCUUCCGUUGGAGGUCUUCACGAGCAGCAAUGGCUUUGUCCUCGCCUGUGUAGCCUGUGGAUGGGCAAGCUUCGGUAUAUGGGUCUUCUACAUCUGGCAGAUCCUCACCGAGAUCCGUGGCGCAUCGCCUCUGCUGGUCACCGCCUACCUCUCCCCGCUCGCCCUCUCCGGUAUCGUAGCGGCGGUAUCAACAGGAGCUCUACUACACAAGAUGAAACCUGCCUGGAUCAUGAUCAUCGCGCUUUGCGCAUUCAUGACGAGUAGCACCCUCACAGCCACAUUACCUCCACACCAAACAUACUGGGCGCAGAUUUUCGUAUGCACUUUGAUCGCCCCGUUCGGUAUGGAUAUGAGCUUUCCAUCAGCUACGCUGGUUAUCUCGGACUCGGUAGCGAAACGGCAUCAAGGUGUUGCGGCUUCACUGGUCAAUACUGUUGUCAACUACUCAAUCAGCAUGGGUCUUGGCUUUGCCGGAACUGUCGAAGUUCAUGUCAACCGCGGCGGGACCACUCUUGACAAUCAAUUGUUGGGUUUCAGAGGCGCUUUGUAUCUUGGGAUUGGACUGGCAGCUCUCGGUGUGCUGAUUGCAAUCAUAUUUUUGGCGAAGAGUUAUCUGAACGAUCAUCGGGAACGGAAGAGAAGCGAGAAGCAAACAUCGGCAGAUAUAGACGCUUGA
Ramularia collo-cygni is the source of this 1077-nucleotide messenger RNA. RefSeq names its product related to aminotriazole resistance protein. The transcript is spliced from 3 exons. The record is from RefSeq and is a predicted model, not a curated record. Bases 1 to 1077 code for a protein of 358 amino acids. Lineage: Eukaryota; Fungi; Ascomycota; Dothideomycetes; Mycosphaerellales; Mycosphaerellaceae. Gene Ontology annotation, biological process: transmembrane transport. Gene Ontology annotation, molecular function: transmembrane transporter activity. Gene Ontology annotation, cellular component: membrane.